AUGGUAGGGAGCGCUCCCGAAGCGAAGCGAGCUCAGUUUGAGCAGUAUAAGGAGGAGCUGAGUAGGGAUGGUUCCAUUGGCGAUGGCGCCGCCUCAACCGAUGGCAGCGGCGCUGUCUCCACCAGCUCCGCCGCCGGUGACGCCAGUCUGGACAUGGCCAAGAGCCACACCAGCGACGGCAUGAGCGGGAUCGCCGGCGACGCAGAGAACGAGGGAGCUACGACAAAGCCAAACGACGCGACCACCGGCGGCGGUGACGGCAGCGGGGGCGGGGGCGGGGGCGGGGGCGGGGGAAACACCGUCGCUGACAAGAUCGAUGUCGAAGCGGCACACACCCUGCUCGCUAUGCGCAGCGGGAGUGCCGGUGAGGCAAGCGGGGCCAGCUCUCUCACCCAACAGGACGAGCUAAUGUCCUCCUGGUCGACGUCAGCACCAGCGGUGUUUCCCUCGUUGGUGAGCCCUGCGCCAGAAGGGGACGCAACGGCGGAGCUCCUGGAGCUCAUCGGCAAAUCAGGGAACUCGGACUACCUUUUAGACGCUCUGUAUUUCGGCAGCUCCCCCCCCCCCCUCCAGACCAUGAGCACUGAGGACUGGAUGGACGUAUGCAUACGGGAAGCGAUGUCGACAUCUUCCGAUGUUGUGCCAGGGAUCACGGACCCUGGCCCCACCUUGGAGGAGGGCCGGGGAAACCCCUACGGCAUCUCGGCGGAGAUUGAGAGGUUGUAG
Messenger RNA from Ectocarpus siliculosus, 726 nucleotides. The record is from the annotation of a GenBank genome assembly. NCBI's taxonomy places the organism in Eukaryota, Phaeophyceae, Ectocarpales, Ectocarpaceae.